Messenger RNA from Polypterus senegalus (gray bichir), 626 nucleotides. Its product is annotated as otogelin-like protein. Gene Ontology annotation, biological process: L-arabinose metabolic process. The record is from RefSeq and is a predicted model, not a curated record. Gene Ontology annotation, molecular function: alpha-L-arabinofuranosidase activity. Lineage: Eukaryota; Metazoa; Chordata; Cladistia; Polypteriformes; Polypteridae. The annotation marks the transcript as partial. The transcript has 4 exons.
GCCCCAAGAGACUGGUCUCAUUAGAAUCAGUGCAGCACCCAAAUUACUUUAUUGUUUACAAUGAUGAUGGCACUGUUGCUCUGAAGAAGUGGCAGUCUGCAACCAGCUUCCGUCUUCAUAGCACCUUCGUGUUCCGCCAGGAUCGCUGGAUAAAAGGUUAUGACGCCUAUGAGUCAUAUGUUUCUCGAGGCUACUACCUCAGUAGUCGACCAGACGGUACUGUUAAAGUCAGCAAGUUUAUGUCUGGGAUGAACAACUUCAUGAGCUUCAAAGCCAGUGUACAAUCUCUUGGUCUGGCAUCAAGCAAGCUAUGCAUAUGGAGCUACCAGCCGUGUAGCUCUCCAUGCAUUAAGACCUGCCGGGACCCAGAUGGCACUGCAUGUACACUGGAUGUAAAGGUUGAAGGCUGCUACCCUCAGUGUGCUCCAGACAGGCUCUUUGAUGAAGUUACUCACCGCUGUGUCUACAAAGAGGACUGUUAUGUACCACCAGUGACAACUGCACCUCCAUCAACAACAACUAAACUCUCUUCAACAACCACUCCAUCUUUAACAACAGUUUCCCAAGAAACGCCUCCUGUGACAUUUACAACUCCUCCAAUGUCAUUAACCACUGUAAAUAUAUAG